GACAGCGACGGCCGGGCACACAGCGGCGCGGUGGCUACGUGCAGCCAGUGGGGGGCGCGAACAAGAAGCAGAUCAUGCGGGAGAUGGUAGGGCCCCCUGGAAAGCACGAGCCCGGUUUAUAAACCCCCCCUCCACUGAUUCGUCAGCCAUUUUGUUUGGCUCCGAAGAAUCAUCGCGCAGGCUCCGGUUCCGGUGACAAUAAGCCAAGAAACACGAGCGAUGGCGGCGGGGAGGCGAGAGGAGGCGCUGCGGGAGGAGGAAGGGGAGGAGGAUUACAUCGACAUGGACCUGAGCUCGGCGCCCGCGGCGGCGCGGGAGUUCGAGUUCAUGUCGGCGCCGCUGGACCGGUGGGGGGAGCCGCUGGCGUCGCCGGCGGACGAGCUCUUCUACAAGGGGAAGCUGCUGCCGCUGCACCUCCCGCCGCGCAUCCAGAUGGUGGAGGAGCUCCUCGACGGCCGCGGCGACAGCGGGGGCCGCCGCUUCAGGGGCGGCAGGGGGGAGGCCCUGCUCGGCGGCGGCUUCAGCACAGCGCCCGCGACGCCGUACGAGUCGUGCAACGCGUCGCCGGCCAACUCGUGCUACGUCAGCGGGGAGCUCAACGUCGAGGAGUAUUUCCAGGAGUACGCGGCCGGCCUGGCGGGCGCCGCCGCCGCGGCGGAGGCGGCGGCCGGGGAGAGGAAGCCGUGGUCCAGGAGGCUCAGGUUCAUGCGGCAGCUCAACCUCGGCCUCAAGCUCAAGGCGUCCAAGGCCUACCUCAAGACGAUAUUCGCAGCCAAGGCGGGGGACCAGGAUGGCAAGAACGUUCCUGGAGCGACGAGGGGAGUCCCGGAGCUCGCCCACGGCCAUGGCCACCUCAGUCCGUGGAGGAAGAAUCCGUUUGGCCAGGUCAGAAGCAACAGGUGCAUCGCCUCGCACGGCGCCGGCGCCGGCGGUGGCAGCGCCCGUGCCACGCCCACGGUGGAGCGGCACAAGGAGCGCGAGCACGGGCACAGGAGGUCCUUCUCCAGCGUAAUCGUCCGGUACUCGUCGUCGAACAAGAUGACCCCAGCCCCCGCGCUGCCGUCGUCGUCGUCAUCGUGCUCCUCGUCGUCGAGCUCCUCGUCGGCCUCCUCGUCGGUCCGGACCUCCAGCGAGUCCGACGACGGCGCCGGGCCGGCGCUGAGGAGGAGCAGCAGCGCGAGCUCGGAGGUGGAGAACCCGAUCCAGGGGCUCAUCGCCUACUGCAAGAAGUCCCAGCAGCUGGCCUCGGUCAGGAAGAGCGCCAGCGACGCUGGGUUCCGGUUCCUCUCGUCGGCGGCGUCCAAGAUCGCCGCGGAGUCCGACGGCCUCGACGAGCUGGUCGAGAUUUGCAGAGGAUGAUUGGCAUCCUGAUGAUUGUACAAUGACGCAACGCGUCCUGAAAAUUUUGUGAAAACUGAAACUUGUGCUGUUGGCCACCCUGUGUCAUGAUGAUAUUGUUCAAAGGAAUGACAUCUGAACUUUGAGCA
This is a messenger RNA of Panicum virgatum (switchgrass), 1487 nucleotides long. RefSeq names its product probable membrane-associated kinase regulator 4. Gene Ontology annotation, cellular component: plasma membrane. Gene Ontology annotation, molecular function: kinase inhibitor activity. Bases 220 to 1359 code for a protein of 379 amino acids. Lineage: Eukaryota; Viridiplantae; Streptophyta; Magnoliopsida; Poales; Poaceae. The transcript has a single exon. The record is from RefSeq and is a predicted model, not a curated record.